Odocoileus virginianus texanus is the source of this 3254-nucleotide messenger RNA. It is a transcript of the gene LGMN, whose product is annotated as legumain. NCBI's taxonomy places the organism in Eukaryota, Metazoa, Chordata, Mammalia, Artiodactyla, Cervidae. Gene Ontology annotation, molecular function: cysteine-type endopeptidase activity. Gene Ontology annotation, biological process: vacuolar protein processing. The record is from RefSeq and is a predicted model, not a curated record.
CCCAGCUCAGCAAUCUCUGCAGGGAGGACGCGGGCAGCCGGCUGCUCUGAGGCUGCGCACCGCGAGGAGUUCCCACGGUCCCGCAGCAGAUUUCUGCAGUGGAACUCCAACGGGGCAGGAUGAUUUGGGAAGUCACUGUGUUGCUCAGCUUGGUCCUGGGAAUUGGUGCUGUUCCCCUGGAUGACCCUGAGGAUGGAGGCAAGCACUGGGUGGUGAUUGUCGCAGGAUCAAAUGGCUGGUAUAAUUACAGGCACCAGGCAGAUGCGUGCCAUGCCUACCAGAUCGUUCACCGAAAUGGGAUCCCUGAUGAGCAGAUCAUCGUGAUGAUGUAUGACGACAUCGCCAACUCUGAAGACAAUCCCACCCCGGGAGUUGUGAUCAACAGGCCCAAUGGCUCAGACGUGUACCAGGGCGUGGUGAAGGACUACACGGGCGAGGAUGUCACCCCGAAGAAUUUCCUUGCUGUGUUGAGAGGUGAUGCAGAAGCAGUGAAGGGCGUAGGAUCUGGAAAGGUCUUAAAGAGUGGCCCCCGGGACCACGUGUUCGUUUACUUCACGGAUCACGGAGCCACUGGAAUACUGGUGUUUCCUAACGAGGAUCUUCAUGUAAAGGACCUGAAUGAGACCAUCCAUUACAUGUACAAACACAAGAUGUACCAAAAGAUGGUGUUCUACAUUGAAGCCUGCGAGUCUGGGUCCAUGAUGAACCACCUGCCACCCGACAUCAAUGUUUAUGCAACUACGGCUGCCAACCCCAAGGAGUCGUCCUAUGCCUGUUACUAUGAUGAGCAGCGGUCCACGUACCUGGGGGACUGGUACAGUGUCAACUGGAUGGAAGAUUCAGACGUGGAGGAUUUGACCAAAGAGACCCUCCACAAGCAGUACCAGCUGGUGAAAUCCCACACCAACACCAGCCACGUUAUGCAGUAUGGGAACAAGUCCAUCUCUGCCAUGAAGUUGAUGCAGUUUCAGGGUAUGAAACACAAAGCUAGCUCUCCCAUCUCGCUGCCCCCCGUCAGUCGCCUUGACCUCACUCCAAGCCCCGAGGUGCCACUCACCAUCAUGAAAAGGAAGCUGAUGAGCAGCAACGAUCUGCAGGAGUCCAGGCGUCUUGUCCAGAAGAUCGACAGGCAUCUGGAGGCCAGGAAUAUCAUUGAGAAGUCAGUGCAGAAGAUUGUCACCUUGGUCUCAGGGUCUGCCGCCGAGGUGGACAGGCUCCUGUCCCAGAGAGCCCCGCUCACAGAUCACGAGUGCUACCAGACGGCCGUGUCACACUUCCGCUCACACUGCUUCAACUGGCACAACCCCACGUAUGAGUAUGCUUUGAGACAUUUGUACGUGCUGGUCAACCUUUGUGAAAACCCUUAUCCGAUUGACAGAAUAAAAUUGUCCAUGAACAAGGUGUGCCUUGGUUACUACUGAAACACUGCCUCCUUGAAGCUUUACCAAAUGUGAUCACCGUCCCUUAGAAUGUGUGCUGAUCAGAGACUGGAGAGCUGGAGCCUGAGGGAGGCUCCCGUCCCCCAGCCCCAGCGGCUGUAGGUCCUCCCAGGGAUGCGGUCAGGCCACCGGAGCCACGCUCCAGGCCUCUCCCAGGAUGGCUUGCUCACCUUUACCCACUUCCCCCAGCACCUGCAGGUCCUGUGUGAUCCUCUGAAAAGCCCAGAGACUUGGGAAGCUCAAGCUCUGUGUUGAGAAGUGUGUGUUUGCUUUUUAAGAGGGUGUUUUGCCCAUGACGUUUAAGGAGUAAGAAGUUCACUGGGACUUCUGUGGCCAAUGAAAGAGUCUUUGUUCUGCGGAAUCUGAUGUCAGAACCUCUUAAUUCUUUACGUGAUUUUCUGGAAGAGGGACACAAAUCCCAAAUGGAAAACUAUUUUUCAAAAAUAGCGUAAUUUUGGAUUGCUUUUAUAUUUUAUUUGGUAGUAAUGGACAAGUUUAAAAAAUAAAGAUUUAUCACUGCAUCUGAGUAUGAAUUUCAGGUCCCCGACGUCUUCGUUUAUGUUCCGGGCCCCUCCUAGCGGAGCCCCCCGCCAUCCGUCUGUCUCCUGUCCCCUUCCCCGCCCCGCUGGUUGGCUCUUCCUGCCAGCACCCCCGUCCCCCUACUUGCUGUACUUUUCAGCCUCCUGUGCCUUUGUUCCUUGCUGUGGCUGUACCCUGGAGCGCCUGCCCCUCCGCCUGGCCCAUCCUCAAGGUGUAUCUGAAAGUGCCCUGUCUUCCUCAACUUCCUGCUCUCCUCUGUCUGUUGGUAUUUGCAUUUCCCUUGGAUCCUUUCCGGCACAUGUUCGGGUCUGCCAUAUGCCGCACAUGGGGUCUGGGAGGUUAUCUUUGAGGGCAGAGGGUGCCUGCGUUACCCUUGUUUCUCUUGGCCUGGUGUCCCACAAGGGGUGAUACCCACCAUAGCUUUGUGAAAGACAUUUCAAAAGAACACUAAGUCUCCCCAGGCAGUAGAAUAUUAAGCGGCAACAAAAAAGGAUGAAGCUCUGAUACAGCUCCAGCAUUUAGCUUAGGGAAAGCAGCCAGUUACCUAAGACCCCUGUAUUACAUGAUUCCAUUGUAUCUAAGGUCCAAAAUAAACAAGUCUACUGAAAUGGAAAGUAGAUGCGUGAUGCUGGGAACUGGGGAGAGGAAAUGUGGAAAUAAUCAAUGCUAAUGGGGAUGUGGAUUAAAGGAACACUAAACCAGGACACUUGUGACCACCUCUGUUUAUGUAGUGUCUUCUUUAGCAGUGAUAGAUGCCUUCAAAGUUUGGAGGUAGAGACUGAAAGUAGAGAUAGUGUCAAACAGGGUUAAUUCCAGGGUGAUACUUCUGUUUCUAAUGGGCCUGUUUUUAUUCAGGUUAUCCUUUCUCUGAGGCUGUCUUAAUACAGUCAAUCCUGUGACCAGGAUAAAGAACUUUUACUGUCCUGUGAAUCUAGGGGAGCUUUAGGGUUUUAACAAGUACAAGAAGCAUAUGGUGUUUAAAUAUUCAUCACUAAAGCUCAAGAAUGGGCAACCCUCAGGGCUGACUGAUGUUCAAAAAGUAGAAUUUUUAAAAGGAGUCUCUUAAAACACAAGAUCCAGGUAGGGAAAACUCUGUCCUCUUUCCUAGAACUGUUACCUGCGCUUGUAACCCUGCUUCCCUCUUUUUCUUUGUCCUCCCUGUAGAACAAAAAUAUAUUUAACUAUUUAACAAGUGCAGAAACUUGACUGUUCAUGGCUCUAGAGGUUAAAAGAGGCUUGUUCAUUUUCUCAAAUAAAUGACAGUUUCCUAAGUCA